AUGUCGGUCGCCAACGGAGGUCCUCUCGCGACCACAUCCGGCGGCAUGAAGCCCGUCCAAAUCGCCCAGGUCAAGGGAAAUUCUCGCGAAAACCGCACCGCUGCACACUCGCACAUCAAAGGCCUGGGUUUGCGCUCAGAUGGCCGCGCCGACACGAAUGCCCAGGGCUUCAUCGGCCAGGUGGCUGCCAGAGAGGUUGGUGUUGUCGUCGACUUGAUCAGAGCAAAGAAGAUGGCCGGUCGUGCUGUCCUGCUCGCCGGAGGUCCUGGAACUGGAAAGACUGCCCUCGCUCUGGCCGUAUCGCAAGAGUUGGGAACAAAGGUGCCUUUCUGCCCCAUCGUCGCCUCCGAGGUCUACAGCACAGAGGUCAAGAAGACCGAGGCCCUGAUGGAGAACUUCCGCCGUGCCAUUGGUCUGCGUGUACACGAAACAAAGGAGGUCUACGAGGGCGAGAAGCUACGUCUGGACCCCAGCAUUUACGAGGCCAUUCAGAAGGAGCGCGUUCGCGUCGGAGAUGUCAUCUACAUCGAAGCCAACACUGGUGCCGUCAAGCGUGUCGGGCGCAGUGAUGCAUUCGCUACCGAGUUCGAUCUGGAAGCCGAGGAGUACGUUCCUGUCCCCAAGGGAGAGGUCCACAAGAAGAAGCAAGUCGUCCAGGAUGUCACCCUUCACGAUCUGGAUAUCGCCAAUGCACGCCCUCAAGGCGGUCAAGAUGUCAUGAGCAUGAUGGGUCAAUUGAUGAAGCCUCGCAAGACCGAAAUCACCGAUAAGCUACGCGCAGAGAUCAACAAGGUCGUCAACAAAUACAUCGACCAGGGUGUUGCAGAACUUGUGCCCGGUGUCUUGUUUAUCGAUGAAGUGCACAUGCUCGACCUGGAAUGUUUCACCUACCUCAACCGCGCUCUCGAAUCCUCAAUUUCUCCAAUCGUCAUCCUUGCAUCCAACCGUGGCUCUACCACCAUUCGCGGAACCGACAACCUCGUCUCCGCUCACGGUGUUCCUCCGGAUCUUCUCAACCGCCUUCUCAUCAUUCCUACCCACCCUUACUCGGCCAACGAGAUUCGCAGCAUUGUUGCAACCCGCGCACGUCUCGAAUACAGCAGCGCCGCACCGCCAUCUCUACAAGCCGACAAGCCCGGUGCCGCUCAAGGGCUUGUGCAAACCACUCAGCUCGCAGAUGAAUCGCUGGAUCUGUUAACCAAGCACGGAGAGCGCGUGAGUCUGCGUUAUGCCAUUCAACUCCUCGCACCAUCUGCCAUUCUCUCGCGAUGCAGAGGCUCCGACAACAACAUUGUCACAGCACAAGAUGUCAACGAGGCUGUGGAUCUGUUCUGGGAUGCCGGUCGUAGUGCCAGUGUGUUGAGAGAGCAGGGCACCAGUACUAGUUUCAUCUCAUAG
Molecule: messenger RNA, 1398 nt
Organism: Aureobasidium uvarum
Lineage: Eukaryota; Fungi; Ascomycota; Dothideomycetes; Dothideales; Saccotheciaceae
Source: the annotation of a GenBank genome assembly